This is a messenger RNA of Nezara viridula (southern green stink bug), 3259 nucleotides long. The record is from the annotation of a GenBank genome assembly. Lineage: Eukaryota; Metazoa; Arthropoda; Insecta; Hemiptera; Pentatomidae.
GCCGGAAAGAAAAUAGUAGGUUAAAGUCAUGUUCACAAAGUGGAGGUUAAGUUUGCCUCUGUUCUCUUGGUUCAGCCAGAGAGGCCCAACUAUGGAAAGUAUAAUAGAACAAGUUGGGGAACUUAGUAUUAAUUUUAUGGAUGAUCUCAAACUUAAAAAAGAGAAAGGACAACUUCAGAAAUUAAUAUUAAAGCAUUUAGAAACUGUAUCAAGUCUUACUGAUACCAAAUUGACCCCUGAUUUCAAAGUAGGUUUGGAGUGGAUCAAUGUUACAGAACCAUUAUCUUUGCACAGUCACUUGAAAGGGAAGAUAAUAAUUUUGGAUUUUUUCACUUAUUGUUGUAUUAAUUGUAUGCACAUUCUGCCCGAUUUGAAAAGGCUCGAACAAGAAAUAUCUGUAAAAGAUGGACUAGUAGUUAUCGGUGUGCAUAGUGCAAAGUUCACUAAUGAAAAGAUUACCGGUAAUAUCAAAGAUGCUGUCAGACGAUAUGAUAUCACUCAUCCUGUUGUGAAUGACAAGAGUGAAUCUAUGUGGCAGACUUUAGGUGUACAUUGUUGGCCUACUCUGUAUGUUUUAGGGCCUAACAGUGAACCGUUGUUGAUGCUUCAAGGUGAAGGGCAUUACAAUACUCUAAAAAUGUUUGUCACUGAAGCGAUUUCUUUUUAUAAAAAAAAAGAAAGACUUUCAGAGAAAUCAAUUCCCCAAAUAGCUGCCUACAGCUUUCCCAAAAGUAAUAGUAUUCUAUCUUAUCCUGGAAAAGUGUCCGUUGAUUCUGAUAAGAAACUCAUUGCAAUAUCAGAUUCGGCUCACAAUAGGAUAAUUGUUGCCGAUAUCUCUGGUGAAAUAAUGUAUGAGAUAGGAGGGACAUCCCCUGGUUUAACUGACGGUGAUUUUACUACUGCAAAGUUUUUUUCUCCUCAAGGUUCGGUAUUUUCUCCAGACAGCAAAAAGUUGUAUGUUGCUGAUACUGAAAAUCAUUGUAUUCGGGAGAUAAAUUUUGAAACCAAAGAAGUAAGUACAAUAGUGGGGAUAGGUGCACAAGGACAUGAUUAUGUCGGAGGUAAAGCAGGGGCGAGACAAGCCAUUUCAUCUCCUUGGGAUCUUUGUUUGUUUAAUGAUGUUUUACUUAUUGCUAUGGCUGGAACUCAUCAAAUAUGGGGAUACUUUCUUCGAGAUACAGUUCUGUGGAAGAAGUCUUUUAAAGCAGAUACUUGUGCAGCUUUGGUUGGAAGUGGACGAGAAGAAAACAGGAACAAUAUUUACCCCUCAUCGGCCGGUCUAGCUCAACCCUCUGGACUGGCUUACGAUGGCACUAAUUUUAUUUAUUUUGCUGACAGUGAAAGUUCAUCGAUUAGAAAAAUCAGUGCGGAAACUGGAAGUGUCUCAGCACUCAUUGGUGGUGCCUCUGAUCCUCGGAACCUGUUUGCAUUUGGUGAUAAAGAUGGCAUUGGUACCGAUGCUAAGCUUCAGCAUCCUUUAGGAGUUUCAUGGAGUUCUUUCGAUAACUCUCUAUACAUAGCUGAUACUUAUAAUCAUAAAAUCAAAAAAGUCGAUAUUCUGUCUAAGGAUUGUGUUACCGUCAGUGAGCAGAAGUUCAAUGAGCCCGCUGGUCUCUGUGUACUUGGCAACAAAAUAUAUAUUGCUGACACAAAUAACAAUGAAAUAAAAGUUUUGGAGAUUAAGAGUCGAGCAUUAUCUACACUGAUUCUUAAGGAAACACCAGCUGUCGACAAUAAAAGAUGUGAAGAAUUUAAGAAAACUUCAGUUACCAUCAAUCCCGAAGGUUCUGAUUUAGAAUUGGAGAUAUCUUUGACUUUAACGAAUAAAUAUUCACUCACAAAAGAAGCACCCUCCAAGUGGAUGUUAUAUUUACCAGGUGACAAAGUAAUUACUAAGGAGGAAAAUUUCACUCUAACCCCUAAGUGGAAUCUCACUGUAACUGGUAAUAAAGUGAAAGAAAAUUCAAUAAAAGUUAAAAGCAGGUUAUUCUUAUGUGCUGAUGGCAAAUGUACGGUUAAAGAAUUAUUGUACAAUAUAGGCCUUAUAUUUGAUGAAAAUGCACCAAAGAAUGUAAAAUGUCAUAUAGAUAGCGAGCUUUAAUAAUAUAAUAGCUUUAAUAAUUUCCUUUAUUAACUGAAGGAAUAAUCGGAGUGUUUACCGGACCUAUAAUACCUGGAAAAUUUGGGGACUUUGAUGAAAGAAAUACCGAAAUUAUCAGAAUUUUACGAGAUAUGAGACGAGAGCCUGUCUUUGUUGUGAUAUUUUAGAAUCAUUGUUCACAAUUUUACUGAUGUAUGCACAAGUGUAUCUAUGACGUUUCAAACGUAUUACACAAUGUGUUCCUUGAUUUUUUUAUUUUUAUGAACGAUAAUUUUAUUAUAUAUUUGUGUGCUUAAGGUAAGCAAUUUAUUAAGAAUUUCUAAGGCUAGAAUAACAACUUUAGACCAUCAUAAUUUGAUUCUAAAAUGUAUCCAAUGAAAUUAGUAGUAAAAUGAAAUACAAUAAAAACUACAAAAGUAAUUUUAUGAAAUUAAAAAUGUGAAACUUUUUAAGUGUUGAAGUUGUUUUUUUUGGUCUUAAGAAUCUUUAAUAAAUAAUUUUUAUUUAUUUUUUAAUAAUUUAUUUUUUUCUAAUUAAAUAAUGUAGUUCUAUUUUCAAAACUAUUUAUUAAGAAAUUGUUUUUGUAUAAUCAAUAGUAAUUUGUGUUUUUUUUAUCUCCCGGAAAUUUAUAAUUUAAGUUUAAAAGUCAGUAUUAUAGAUGAUGUUUCUAUUAUUUUUAGUGUCAAAGAUGGUGCUUCCAUAUUUUUAAUUGUAUGCUACAGAGAGGCUUGUUUGUUAGGUAUCUAUCUUACAAACUUAUAUGUCAUACAACUAUAUUUUUUAUUAGGACUCCAAUAUUGUGGAUUACAGUAUUUAAAAUAUCAAAUAUUCUAGAAAUUAUAUUAAAUGAUUAUUAAUAAAGAUCAGUUAAGUCUUAUUACGUUUCGAUGACCUUGCAUUGUUCCCAAAUGACCUGGAAAAGUCAGGGAAUUUCAUGAGAAGGUUCCGGUCGACACUCUAAAUAAUUAAAUAUAUUUUAGACAGUUAAAUAAAAAAAUAAAAAAAUGAUAAAUUGUUAAGGUGAGAGGCUUUGGCUUCAUAGAAAUUUAUUUUAUAAUAAUUGGCACUAAAUAGCUUGUUAUAAGUAUCACAUAUUUAUUUUUGUAAUUUUACUAAUUUAUUGACUAAUUAAAUAAAGUGCUUUAUUUAUCACUUUUA